Fonsecaea erecta is the source of this 1809-nucleotide messenger RNA. RefSeq lists its product as hypothetical. The transcript has a single exon. Gene Ontology annotation, molecular function: FAD binding. Bases 1 to 1809 code for a protein of 602 amino acids. NCBI's taxonomy places the organism in Eukaryota, Fungi, Ascomycota, Eurotiomycetes, Chaetothyriales, Herpotrichiellaceae. The record is from RefSeq and is a predicted model, not a curated record.
AUGGCUCGAGAUCUCGAUUUUCCCGUCAUAAUCGUUGGAGGGGGAGGAUGUGGCUUGUCCAUGUCGUCGUUCCUUUCCGACUAUGGAGUCGAUCACAUCCUGUUCGACCGCAAGACCGUGGCCUCGGCUCUUCCAAAGGCGCAUUACCUCAACCAGAGGACCAUGGAGACGUUCAGGCUGCAUGACAUGCACAGAGAGAUCCAAAAAAGAAGCUGCCCUCCUUAUCGAAUGAGCCAGGUUGCAUGGGCCACUUCACUCGGAGGCGAUGGGCCUCUGGACAGAAAAGUGAUUCACCAAUUCCCGUGCUUUGGUGGCGAUGACGGUGACCUCAAAGCACAAGCAUACAAAAGAGACAGUGCAGCAAGAUCCGCAAAUCUCCCACUUUGCAGACUGGAGCCCAUCCUGCGGCAGAUAGCUGAGGAAAGAAACCCUGGACGUAUCUGUUUUGGACAUACAGUCGUCGACUUUCACGAUACCGGCGACCAUGUCGAAGUCACCGUCCAAGACACAACUGGGAACAUCUCCACCUAUCGCACGCGAUAUCUCAUAGGUGCAGACGGUGGACGUACCAUUGGGCAGAAGAUAGGUGUCACGAUGCAAGGCCCAACCGGAAUCACUGACAUGGUUUCUGUUCACUUCGGAGCAGACCUCUCCCAGUACUGGGAUGAAACAUUCUUCGCCUGCCAUUUCAUCAAUGGCGAGUGCGGAACGAUCUUCGAGAGCGGAGCCAUAGUCCCCAUGGGCCCAACAUGGGGCAAGCAGUCUGAAGAAUGGGUCAUGCAUUUUGGGUUUGCACUGGACGAUGAGGCCAGGCACCAGGAGGACAGACUGAUACCUCGAAUCCGCGAUCUCCUCAAGAUUCCAGAUCUAGAGAUCAAAGUCCACAGAAUCAGUCACUGGAUUAUCGAAAAGGUGGUCGCCGACAAGUAUCGCGUUGGCCGCGUGUUCCUCGCCGGUGACGCCGCCCAUAGACGCCCUCCAACCACGGGGCUGGGCCUGAAUACGGCAAUAGAAGAUGCACUCAACCUGUCUUGGAAGUUAGCCAUGGUUCUCAAGCACAACGUGGAAACCAAGAUCCUGGACACCUAUGACCGAGAGCGACGACCAGUCGGCAAAAGAAAUGCCGACUGGGGGUUGUUCACCUUCGAGAACUCUGCUGUCAUUAACGCGGCCAUUGGCUUAGUUACCGGACAGAAGGAGAAGAAUAAGUCCAGAUUCGAGGCGGUGUUUGAAGACUCCCUGACUGGGCGAAGCAUCCAAGCGCAGGUGAAGAAAAUGAUCGAGUCCCAAAGCAUCGAAUUUGGAGCACAUGGCAUCGAGCUUGGGUUCACGUAUGAGGAUGGACUCAAGAUCGGAGAUGGCAUUGAAACUCCCGAAAUAGAUCAUCUUGGGCAGAAAUAUUUCCCCACGACCAGACCAGCACACCGACUUCCUCAUGCAUGGUUGGUCUUGGACGACCGAGUCAUCUCCACGCACGAUCUGGUAGGAUCCAAGGGGUCAUUCUUGCUUCUGACUGAUGACAAUGGGCUUGAAUGGGCGGCAGCUGCAAAACGACUGGUUCUUCGGUAUAAGAUUCCUAUCCAGACAGCCAGAAUUGGUGAGUCUCUGAGGGAUCUGACCGACCAGUGGGAGAGGGUCAAGCAACUCGAGGAUGAGGGUGCGAUUUUGGUCAGACCGGAUAAUUUCAUUGCCUGGCGAUCGCGGGGUCCGUCAAAGGCUAAUGGCCAAGAGCUGGAAAUUGCUUUUGCUGAGCUGCUGGGACUUCCACAGCCUGUCAUUGAGGAGUCUAUGCAGUUGACAGUAAAUUGA